Molecule: messenger RNA, 846 nt
Organism: Carya illinoinensis
Lineage: Eukaryota; Viridiplantae; Streptophyta; Magnoliopsida; Fagales; Juglandaceae
Exons: 3
Coding region: 1-846 (281 amino acids)
Source: RefSeq, a predicted model, not a curated record
AUGGAAGAAGAAUCAAUCGACCAAAAUAACCAGCAUGUUUCACGCUUCCUCAACUUCUCUGACCAAAAUAAUCCAUAUAUGAUAGAACAUGGAGAUAACACAGUAGCCAGUUUGGUUGCUGACCUCCUAAUCACAGAAAACUAUGUUACUUGGUCUAGAGCUAUGAGAAGAGCACUCAGGGCCAAGAACAAGAUUGGCUUCAUUAAUGGGGACAUCAAAAGACCUACAAGUCAGGAUGAUCCCCUCAUGGAGGCUUGGGAACGCUGCAAUGAUGUAGUGGUAUCCUGGAUUCACAACUCACUAAAGAAAUCUUUGGCAAGCCUCUCACAAGGAGAUGAUUCAGUUAGCAUCUACUUUGGAAAAAUCAAGACCAUUUGGGAUGAGCUAGCCCUAUAUGGCCCGAUGCCUGAAUGUAGUUGUGCUCAACUAAAGAUCCUAAUGGAGAGGUACCAAAGGGACUGUGUCAUCCAGUUCCUUAUGGGAUUAAGUGACUGCUACUCCAACACUAGGGACCAGAUCAUGCUGAUUGAACCCAUGCCUGCAUUGAAUAGAGUCUUCUCCAUGAUCCAACAGCAGGAGAAACAACACCAGAUGAUUUCUGGUACACCUUCCCCUGACCUUAUGGCCAUGUUCACUAAAGGGAGUUUUGGUAACUUCAAGCCUACAAACAGGCGUGAAAUGCCUUAUUGUACACAUUGGCAUAAAAUGCACAAUAAAGGAAAGGGAUCAAGUGCUUUUGUUGCUCAAUCAAACAUCCAAGUUGAAGUUGAUCAAGGAGAAGGAGGUGAUGAUAAAAUGGCUCUCACCAAAGGGCAAUACCAACAGCUUCUUGCCUUGCUACAGUAG